AUGCCGACGCAGGAAACAGCGCAAUCGACGCGUGUUAGGCAUCGCAAGAGACGCCACAUUGACCGCCAGAGGCCUGACGUAACGUAUUCCCGCAAACGUGCCAUCGCAGCCUGUCGGAUAUGUCGCGUAAAAAAGGUCAAGUGUAAUAAUGUUAGGCCAGUUUGCGGAUCGUGCAUGGCGUCCCAGUCUACUUGUGUCUAUGAAGGUGCGGAAGAGGACCAUUCGUCAUUCGAUCCUGCUAGUAUAGCCAUCUUGGAUCGUUUGAAUCAAGUUCUUGAGAGCGUUGAGGAGCUUCCAGGUAUAAUCAAGACGAUGAACGACAUUGCAUCGCAAUCGAAGCCCCCGACACCGCGGGGUGACUCGUUUUCGGACGGUCAGGAGCUGAGUUCUGACGAUCUUACUACCCCCCCCGCAAUUAUGAGCGUCGAAUCUGUCCUUGGCUGGCCCAUUUUAGCAGGGUGCAUUCCGCCAAAUCACAUCCUCGAGGCCCUGUCAGACGCUAAAACCGACCUUGAGUAUGGUGCUUCGUUAAGUAGUGAAGUUGACGAGAAAGAGAUGCCAAGACUAGUCCGCCAUUUUCUAGCACAUGUUCAUCCUGUCAAUCCGAUACUUGACGUCGAUACCGUUUACUCUCAUAGCCUACGCAUUUCGGAGACCGGUAUUGGUUGGGAUGGAGCGUCCUGCAUUGUGCUCAUCGCAUGUGCUUUGGGCUGCCUGGGCAAACCCUACGAUACCACGGUGACUACGCCAUUAGACACAUCAACGGCAAGAUCCUCACUCGAAUCACAAGGUGAGGACCUGGUAAGAGCAAAGGCAUACUUUAAUCUUGCCAGACAGAGACUGGGCCUGGUAGAUCAAGGUCUUAUAGCUGCCCAAUGUCACUUCUUUGCUGGAGUGUAUUACAUGUUCACCCUCGCACCACUACGCGCCUGGUCCCAAUUCGAGCAUGCUGCCAACAUUUUCCACGUCUACUGGCGAUAUCAGUCGCGUGGCGACUCAAGGCAACUCCAUUCGCGGAGAUUGGCUCAGAGCUGCUACUGGAGCUGUCUCAAGUCACAGGUUGAGCUCGGACUCGACCUUCAUCUUCCACAGAGUGUCCUAAAGAAUUUAUAUGAUGCUGGUUCCGAGUUGCCCAUGCCUCCAGAGCUACCCUGUCCAGACACGUCUACUCCUCCGCAGACAAGUGCAAUUUUCCCAGCUCCAGGGGACAGUUAUUCUAGUUCUGCGGGUGAUCUGGGUCGAGUGCAGGAGGAGAGUUGGUACUUUUACCUGACUGAGAUAACGCUCCGGAGGUUUAAUAACCGUGCAUUCAACCUUUUGUAUCGGGAUGGGCGAGGCUGGGGGACUACAAGCUCCUUGAGCAUAGCAUCGCUUAUCUCAGCCGUGUCGCACAUCGAAGAUCAGUUGGAUAACUGGGCUAAAACAAUGCCUCUCAUGGCCCAAAUUAGCAUGGGCGCACCGCCAACCAACAAAUUGGCCUUGCUGCUCUACGCCAGAAUUUUAGAGCUCAAGUGCCUCAUGUACCGGCCCUUUCUGUAUCAUGCUACUCAUACAACCACAAGUGAGAGAGAUCAGGCUGAGAUAAGCCAUUUCGUGGAAAAGGGCCUUUCUUGUCAUUUUCUUACUGUUACGUGUGGAUACCUGCAUUAUCGAAACCAUGUCACGUACCAACAUCUUCGGGCAUCCACCGCAGCCGCUGUCUGUAUCAUGGCGAUUGUCAAGUCUGGCAGGGUGAGGGCUGUUCAUCAGAGGGAUUGGCAUGAUGAUAUCAAGAGGCUGACUGAGCGAAUUCGAUACUGGCAGAAUGAGACUGCGACGGCUGAGCGAUGUGCUGACGUCUUGGAAGCGGUUAUGCUGUCUAUCGACCAGCCGCAGAAGAUUUGA
This is a messenger RNA of Fusarium graminearum PH-1, 1884 nucleotides long. RefSeq lists its product as uncharacterized. Gene Ontology annotation, biological process: regulation of DNA-templated transcription. The coding region runs from base 1 to 1884 and encodes 627 amino acids. NCBI's taxonomy places the organism in Eukaryota, Fungi, Ascomycota, Sordariomycetes, Hypocreales, Nectriaceae. The record is from RefSeq and is a predicted model, not a curated record. The transcript is spliced from 3 exons. Gene Ontology annotation, molecular function: DNA-binding transcription factor activity, RNA polymerase II-specific; zinc ion binding.